This is a messenger RNA of Amphimedon queenslandica, 1848 nucleotides long. Its product is annotated as anthrax toxin receptor 2-like. Gene Ontology annotation, cellular component: membrane. Gene Ontology annotation, molecular function: signaling receptor activity. The record is from RefSeq and is a predicted model, not a curated record. The coding region runs from base 38 to 1762 and encodes 574 amino acids. The transcript is spliced from 17 exons. NCBI's taxonomy places the organism in Eukaryota, Metazoa, Porifera, Demospongiae, Haplosclerida, Niphatidae.
UAGCAGCCAGCUCCACCCUAGAUCUGAUAUUGCAGAAAUGUUCCAGGUACUAUGCUUCUUGUUUUUGCUCUCUCCUGCCAUCACAGUUAAUGGGCAAGUUGACAGCGAUGUCCCACAAUGCAGAGGUAUCUUUGAUUUCUACUUUGUAUUGGACAGUUCUGGUAGUGUCGGUGGAAACUUUGCAACUGAAAUAGUUCCUUUCGUGAAAAAUGUAUCAGUCAAUUUUGUGAACCCAAAUUUCCGACUGUCAUUUAUCACAUUUGCAUCUAAUAGUCUCAUACUUCUUGACCUAACAUCAAAUAGAACACAAAUAGAAACUGGUAUUAAAAGACUUGAGUCUCACACUGUUGGUGGAGGAACAAACCUAUCCCCUGGACUAAGCAUGGUCAAUAAUCAAAUGGAUAGUCUUGGAGGUGAUACGGCAAGUGUUGUGCUGAUACUUACCGAUGGGGAAAUAGGUGAUCAAACAGCAACUAUUAAUGAAGCUUCUAAAAUUCGUCAAAAAGGAGGAUCAAUUUUUGCUAUAGGCAUUGCUAAUGCAAACAGAGAGCAGUUGCUUGGUCUGGUGACUGAUGAGAAAGAAUUGUUUAUUGGUAGUGACUUCCAAUAUUUGACAACAAUUAUAAAUCAGGUCAUCAAUGACACAUGCAUUGAGAUAUUAGGAGCUAAUCCUACCCAAAUAUGCACUAAUCAAGAGGGGCUGACAACAACACUGACUGGACAAGGAUUCACUAACACUUUCAAUUCUAAUUCCACUGCUUGUCGUUUUAUAUACAACGAGACACAAUUUGAAAUUACUAAACCAGUGGGCAAUAUACAAUAUGACAGAAUAGUCUGUUCUUUGCCGAAUUUCGAAACUUCACAGGACAUUUUGCUUCAAGUGACACUUAAUGGAAUUUCAUUCAUUUCAAGCAAUGUUACAAUAUCAGCUCAAGAUUGUACGCCUACCACAGGAACAUCUCCAAAUGCUGGCUUGGCAGUUGGCCUGACAUUUAGCAUGCUGGCUCUUCUAAUACUCAUUGCUUUGCUUGCAUUGUGGUUUUUUAUACCUUUGCUAACUGGAAAAAUUAUUUCAUUGCCAAAAAAGGCUGAUCCUGAAACGCCAGCUGAUCCAACUCCACCUCAAAAGUGGUCAACGGUUGAUGCAUCUUAUUAUGGAGGAAGGGGAUCUGGUGGAAUAACGCCAAUGAAAGUUCAAUGGGGAGACAAAGGAGCUACUAUUGAGGGCUCAAGGCUAACAGCUGCAAAAGAUGCCAAAGAAGUGGAUGUUAUUACUGGAAGUAUGGCUCAAGAAAAUGAUAGAGCUGGAGCUAAAAAACCAUCUUUGUUUGAAAGAAUAAAAGAAAGAAUAAAGACAUGGCUUUUAUCGUUUUACUUCACAAUAUCUUCUAUAAGGCCAAUUAGAGGGCCCGAGGGUAAUAUAAUGUGGUGUCCAUACCACUAUAUAACUACUCAAAGACAAUAUGCUACCGGCUCUGAUCCUCUUCCUAUGGCAAACUCAAAACCAACGUCAAGCAUUGCUAGGAACAGCCAUCACACAGAUGUCAACUCUAACACAAACACAGGGAAACAAGCUAAAAUAACCAGAGCUGCUAGUACUAGCAGCCCAGGUGGUAAUAAUUCCCCUAUACCUGUAUCAACUGAAUCUCCAAGACGUCCAGCACCACCAGUACCUUCACGCUCUAAUACUCUUCCAGCCAGACCACCGAGACCCACUGCCCCAACAAAAACUAGUACCUUGCAAGUUGCAACAAACGAAUGAUUGAUUAAUAGUUUUUUUUAAAUACUUUGUUAGUUUGUGUAAAGUACAUUUAUAAUUACAAUGAUUGUUACAUUGUCAAAAAAUAA